ACCACCUCCCACUUCCCAGCAGCCACAGCCAGCUCCUCAAGCCUCACCAUUUGCGUUUCUUUGGAAAACAAAGGCGCAGAGCAAAGCAAGCACGCGAAAUACUCCACACAUACCACUUACCAACCCUUCUCUACUCAUAUAUCUCCUCUCUCCUUUCCUCUCCCCCUUCCUCAAAUCUGAAGGAAUAAAGGCGACAUUUCAUCCGGCCGGUAGGAUCGCCCUGUUUCUUGCUCUUGCUCUUCCGGGUGAUGUAGCUGCCGCUGUGGCCGAUCCUCCGUCUCCGCUGUUUUGUGCGUGCCGAAGAUCUGGAGAUCUCUCAGGACACUGACAGUCCACGAUGGAGGCGCAUUCGUCGUCCCCAACUCUGCAGGAUCAUCUCUCCCAGCCAACUGGCCCCUUGCAUCUCAAAGUAUGGCAGGUCGUAUGCAUCGCCUUGGGAGUGUUCAUGGUGGUCGUCUUCUUUCUCACGGUUUGGCUCACUAUGCGGAGUAGGAAGAGGACCAGACGAGCAUCUGCAAAUAUUCCAAUCACACAAAUCCCUGCCAUUUCUAAGGAGAUCAAAGAAGUCAGAGUGGAGCAAGUCCCGGCGAGCGAAUAUGGGGCACAUGAUGGAGUCCUGCUAACAAUCCAAGACAAGGCUAAUGACCGCGAAUCGGACAAGGUCAUGGUCCAUUUGGGUGUAAGCAAAUCGAGACGUGGGGAUGAGAGCCACUCUGGAUCAUUCCGUUACACGGACAAGGACGCAGGCUUCCAGUCAGCCGAAGAAGGAGGGUCAGGAAAUUUCCGGCAAGCUUCAAACCAUGGAAUAACAGCUCCUUCACCUUUGGUUGGCAUGCCCGAGUUCUCUUACCUUGGUUGGGGUCAUUGGUUUACUUUGAGGGAUUUGGAAAUGGCUACUAACCGUUUUUCAAAGGAUAACAUUAUUGGUGAGGGUGGAUAUGGUGUAGUUUAUCGUGGCGAGAUUGUCAAUGGCACUCCUGUUGCUGUCAAGAAGCUUCUCAAUAACCUAGGGCAAGCUGAGAAGGAAUUCAGAGUAGAAGUUGAGGCUAUUGGUCAUGUUCGCCACAAGAACUUAGUCCGUCUUCUUGGUUACUGCGUGGAGGGUACUCAGAGGAUACUUGUCUAUGAGUAUGUCAACAAUGGAAACUUAGAGCAAUGGCUUCAUGGAGCUAUGAGUCACCGUGACUCCCUUACAUGGGAGGCCCGUAUAAAGAUUCUUCUUGGGACAGCUAAAGCGCUUGCUUACUUGCAUGAGGCAAUUGAACCGAAAGUUGUACACCGUGACAUUAAAUCCAGCAAUAUUUUGAUCGAUGAUGAUUUUGACGCUAAAGUAUCAGAUUUUGGUUUAGCCAAGCUUCUUGGUGCUGGCAAGAGUCAUGUGACUACUCGGGUUAUGGGAACCUUUGGCUAUGUGGCACCAGAAUAUGCAAACACUGGACUUUUAAAUGAGAAAAGUGACAUUUACAGCUUUGGAGUCGUUAUUCUUGAGGCGAUCACAGGGAGGGACCCUGUUGACUAUGGUCGCCCAUCGAAUGAGGUAAAUCUUGUUGACUGGCUAAAGAUGAUGGUUGCUAGCAGGCGCUCAGAUGAAGUUGUGGAUCCCACCAUAGAGACACGUCCUUCUACUAGAGCUCUGAAGCGUGCACUUCUAACAGCUUUGAGGUGCGUGGAUCCGGAUUCAGAGAAGAGACCAAAGAUGGGUCAAGUUGUGCGGAUGCUGGAGUCAGAUGACCCAAUUCCGCGUGGGGACAGGAGAUCCAGGCACAACCGUGGAGGGAGCACCGAGAUGGAUUCACAGAGGGACAAUAACUCCGACACGGACAAGAGUGACAACCCAGACUCCAAACCGAGCAGGAGCAGAGCCUCCUCCUCCAAAUGAGCGCAUAGACGUUUUCCCUUAUCACAUUUCUUGGGUCCGUUAAGGGCCAGCAUACCACCAUUUCACAUUGCUGACGAAUUGGUAACGAAGGCGCUGAAUCUUCGCAUACAGAAGAGCUUAUUGGUUUUCCUUGGAUGUAACCGUUUUAUGUAUGAUUUAUUUGUAGAGAGGGUAAUGGUUUUCUAGUUAACAGUUUAUCUGUGAUUACACUAGUGAUUCUGACAAUUUGCUGAUGUAAGUUCUUAGCAGUGUGUACAGUUGUAGUACUGGCUGAACCACAAAUCUGUGAAUGAUAGUUUUUCAAUGGAAGGAUCUUGUCCACUUUGAAGUAACCA
Lolium rigidum is the source of this 2214-nucleotide messenger RNA. RefSeq names its product probable receptor-like protein kinase At5g18500. Lineage: Eukaryota; Viridiplantae; Streptophyta; Magnoliopsida; Poales; Poaceae. Gene Ontology annotation, biological process: protein phosphorylation. The record is from RefSeq and is a predicted model, not a curated record. Bases 338 to 1879 code for a protein of 513 amino acids. Gene Ontology annotation, molecular function: ATP binding; protein kinase activity. The transcript is spliced from 8 exons.